UUGAUCUCAGGUUUUCGAGAAUGCCCCUAGAGACCCAGUUUGUUUUCUAUGUCAUUUCUUGAGCUUUCAGAGUAGCCUUGCUUUUCUCCUUGGCAUGGUCAUGGAACGGAUACUUGUUUGAUCUUCCUGCACUGCUGGGAAAUCUCCCUUUUUGGGGAGAGGGUUAGGUCUGGGUUGAGAUCUUUACUGUUCCGAAAGUUCAACAAAAGAUGACUUUUUCUUUACUUCGACAACCUUUAGAGGUGGAGCAAGUGUCAGUGGUGGUAUUUCGGCUACCUAUUAAGAUUUGGUGAAAGAUCAGGUGUAAUAAUGUUCUGCAGUGAAAAGAAAUCACUUGAAGUGGAACGGAGAGUGAAAGCCAAUGACCGUGAAUAUAAUGAAAAGUUCCAGUAUGCGGAUAAUCGUAUCCAUACGUCGAAAUACAGUAUUCUCACCUUCUUGCCAAUUAAUUUAUUUGAACAGUUCCAAAGAGUGGCAAAUGCUUAUUUUCUUUGCCUUCUGAUUUUACAGCUAAUUCCAGAAAUCUCCUCCUUGACCUGGUUUACCACCAUUGUGCCUUUGGUCCUGGUGAUAACUAUGACAGCUGUCAAAGAUGCCACAGAUGACUUUUUUCGCCACAAGAGUGAUAAUCAAGUGAAUAAUCGGCAGUCUGAAGUGCUCAUCGACAGCAAACUACAGAAUGAAAAAUGGAUGAAUGUCAAAGUGGGAGACAUCAUUAAAUUAGAAAAUAACCAAUUUGUUGCUGCUGAUUUACUUCUCCUAUCAAGUAGUGAACCACAUGGUCUCUGUUAUGUUGAAACUGCUGAGCUUGAUGGGGAAACGAACCUAAAAGUCCGUCAGGCACUAUCAGUUACUUCAGAACUUGGAGCAGAUAUUAGCAGACUUGCAAGGUUUGAUGGGAUUGUUGUCUGUGAGGCACCUAACAACAAGUUAGAUAAAUUCAUGGGAAUCCUCUCUUGGAAAGACAGCAAGCACCCCCUCAACAAUGAGAAGAUAAUCCUGAGAGGCUGCAUCCUGAGAAAUACCAGCUGGUGUUUUGGAAUGGUCAUUUUUGCAGGUCCUGACACUAAACUAAUGCAAAACAGUGGUAAGACAAAGUUUAAAAGGACAAGCAUUGAUAGAUUGAUGAAUACUCUAGUACUAUGGAUUUUUGGCUUUCUGAUAUGCUUGGGAAUUAUUCUUGCAAUAGGAAAUUCAAUCUGGGAGAGUCAAAUUGGGGACCAAUUCAGAACUUUCCUCUUUUGGAAUGAAGGAGAGAAGAGCUCUGUGUUCUCCGGAUUCUUAACAUUCUGGUCAUAUAUUAUUAUUCUCAAUACAGUUGUACCCAUUUCCUUAUAUGUGAGUGUGGAAGUAAUUCGUCUGGGACAUAGCUAUUUUAUAAACUGGGACCGGAAGAUGUAUUACUCUCGAAAAGCAACACCUGCAGAGGCUCGAACGACCACGCUCAAUGAGGAACUGGGACAGAUUGAGUACAUUUUCUCUGACAAAACGGGUACCCUCACUCAAAACAUCAUGACCUUUAAAAGAUGUUCCAUUAAUGGGAAAAUCUAUGGUGAAGUACAUGAUGACCUGGGUCAGAAGAUGGAAGUAACUCAGGAAAAAGAGCCUGUGAAUUUCUCAGUCAAAUCUCAAGUGGUUAGAGAAUUUCAGUUCUUUGACCACAGUCUGUUGGAAUCCAUUGAACUGGGUGAUCCCAAAGUUCAUGAAUUCCUUAGGUUACUUACUCUCUGCCACACUGUAAUGUCAGAAGAGAAUAGUGCAGGAGAGCUAAUUUACCAAGUUCAAUCACCUGAUGAAGGGGCUCUAGUGACUGCUGCUAGAAAUUUUGGGUUCAUUUUUAAAUCCCGGACCCCAGAGACCAUAACAAUAGAAGAACUGGGAACACCAGUUACUUAUCAACUACUUGCCAUUCUGGAUUUCAACAAUACCAGAAAAAGAAUGUCUGUCAUAGUUCGAAACCCAGAAGGGCAGAUAAAGCUUUAUUCCAAAGGAGCAGAUACUAUUCUGUUUGAAAAACUUCAUCCUUCCAAUGAAGACCUUCUGUCUUUGACGUCAGACCACCUCAGUGAAUUUGCAGGGGAAGGCCUUCGGACCUUGGCCAUCGCAUACAGAGACCUGGAUGACAAGUACUUUAAAGAGUGGCAUAAGAUGCUUGAAGAUGCAAAUGUUGCCACAGAAGAGAGGGAUAAACGAAUAGAUGGGCUGUAUGAAGAAAUUGAAAGAGAUUUGAUGCUACUAGGUGCCACUGCUGUAGAAGAUAAGUUACAAGAGGGUGUUAUUGAAACGGUUACAAGUUUAUCACUAGCCAAUAUUAAGAUCUGGGUCCUAACAGGAGACAAACAAGAAACUGCCAUCAACAUCGGUUAUGCCUGCAACAUGCUGACUGAUGACAUGAAUGAUGUAUUUGUGAUAGCAGGAAAUACUGCUAUAGAAGUGAGAGAAGAACUCAGGAAAGCAAAAGAAAAUUUGUUUGGACAAAACAGCAAUUUUUCCAAUGGCCAUGUAGUUGGUGAAAAAAAGCAGCAGCUGGAGUUGGAUUCUGUUGUAGAAGAAACCAUAACAGGAGAUUAUGCCUUAAUCAUAAAUGGCCACAGUUUGGCUCAUGCCCUAGAAAGUGAUGUCAAGAAUGAUCUCCUAGAACUUGCUUGCAUGUGUAAGACUGUGGUUUGCUGCAGAGUCACUCCGCUCCAGAAAGCCCAAGUGGUGGAGCUGGUGAAGAAGUACAGAAAUGCUGUUACUUUGGCCAUUGGUGAUGGAGCCAAUGAUGUCAGCAUGAUUAAAAGUGCUCACAUUGGUGUUGGCAUCAGUGGCCAGGAAGGACUACAAGCAGUCUUGGCCAGCGACUACUCAUUUGCACAGUUUAGAUAUCUCCAGCGGCUUCUCCUUGUUCAUGGAAGGUGGUCUUAUUUCCGAAUGUGCAAAUUCUUAUGCUAUUUCUUCUAUAAGAAUUUUGCAUUUACACUUGUGCAUUUCUGGUUUGGUUUCUUCUGUGGUUUCUCAGCCCAGACUGUUUAUGACCAGUGGUUCAUCACCCUUUUUAACAUUGUUUACACAUCACUGCCUGUUUUAGCCAUGGGGAUUUUUGACCAGGAUGUGAGUGACCAGAACAGCAUGGACUGUCCCCAGCUCUACAGACCAGGACAGCUGAAUCUACUUUUUAACAAGCGUAGAUUUUUCAUUUGUGUGUUGCAUGGAAUCUACACCUCAUUUGUCCUUUUCUUCAUCCCCUAUGGGGCCUUUUACAACGUGGCUGGAGAAGAUGGGCAACAUAUUUCUGACUACCAGUCCUUUGCAGUUACCAUGGCCACAUCUUUGGUCAUUGUGGUCAGUGUGCAGAUAGCCUUGGAUACCAGUUACUGGACUUUCAUUAAUCACGUCUUCAUCUGGGGGAGCAUUGCCAUUUAUUUCUCCAUUUUAUUUGCAAUGCACAGUAAUGGCAUCUUUGGCAUCUUCCCAAACCAGUUUCCAUUUGUAGGUAAUGCACGACAUUCCCUGACCCAGAAGUGCAUCUGGCUUGUAAUUCUCUUAACAACAGUGGCUUCAGUUAUGCCAGUGGUGGCAUUCAGAUUUUUGAAGGUGGAUUUAUACCCAACCCUGAGUGAUCAGAUCCGCCAGUGGCAGAAGGCUCAAAAGAAGGCAAAGCCUCUAAGAAGCCGAAGGACUCGGACCCGCCGGUCAAGCUCAAGAAGGUCUGGAUAUGCUUUUGCUCACCAAGAGGGCUAUGGAGAGCUUAUCACAUCUGGAAAAAAUAUGCGAGCUAAAAUUCCACCCCCAACAUCAGGGCUGGAAAAGACACAUUAUAACAGCACUAGCUGGAUUGAAAAUUUAUGUAAGAAAACCACAGACACAGUGAGCAGCAUUAGCCAGGAUAAAACAGUGAAGCUGUGAGUCAAGAUGAAUUUAAACCACAUAGUUAUCUUUUAACUUCAGGUGGAGCUGAAAUUCCACUGGCUCCAGAGUUUGGGAUUUGAGGCUAGAGGUGGGGCAGGCAGAUUGCCUCACUUAACUUUAAUCUGCCGCAGACAGCUGCCAGUGCCCAUCAAACAGCAGCGUACGCAAUGGAAAACCAGGCCAGUGGUCACUGUCUAGUUUGUGAUUUGGUGGACAAAACACCCACUGUUACAAGUACAGAUGUUUUUAAAAAAUCAACCUAGAUACCAGUUGUCCUAAACUUUAGAAUCUUACUUAUGGAGAAAACCUUGCAAAGCUGCAUAUACAUUGAGUGGAUCCUCAGGUGGGUAAAAGGGUGCAUUUUAAAGAUAUAUAUCCAAGCUGAAAAGCAUGCCUAUUGACAGAUAAACAUGUAUAUGUAAGAUCUGCCUUUCCCAUACUUUUAAGAUUUAAAGGUACUAUGGUGCUUUCAGACUGGGUUGCAUGUCACUCUUUGGUCUGGAUAUCUACCAGUCUGUUCAGCCAGAACAACAAAUGGCUUUCAUCCCUGAAGAUAACAAAGUUAUUUUUGUGUUUGUUAUGUUUGUGUUUCUCUUUUUUCUACCAGUCUAGGGACAAAGAAGAAUGAACAUCUUUGCAGCAGGAUAGGCUGGUAAUUUGAUCAAAUUUAUUCAAAAAGCUCUCAGACUGUGUCACGUAGGGAUAUGCUCAUGAAAUAUCAGAGAGGCUCACCACUAAGUAUUCUAAAUACUUUUCAGUGGCUUUUCUAACAACCUCAGUAGUAAUUUGCUGAGCAUCAUCCAAACCAUUAACAGAAUCAGCAAAACACUGUAAUUUCACACAUUAAUGAUAAUAUUCCAUAUAGUCUAUGGGCAAAUAUUUUCAACAUUUCUAAUUUUUAAAGUUUCAGAAUUGAAGCCAAACAAAUUAAUAAAUAAUUAUUUUAAUUAGUAUUUAAAAACUCAGAUUUGGAUCAUUUAAAGUUAGUUGCUUUUGAUACUCAGCUGUUGUGUUUUUAAUUCAAACAUGUAAUAGACGUAUGUAGGUAAGGUUGAUAUUUUUGGAGAUGUUUCAGCUCAAAUUUUCAGUCCACAUAUGAAAAUUUGAUUCAGGCAUAUUUGUGUGAAAACCUCAGCUCUGUCACUUCUUCCCUCUAUAAACUUGGGCAAUAAUGUGCCUUCUCUGAGACUCAGUUUCUUUCUCUGUAAAAUGAGGACAUACUACCUACCUCACAUGGUUGUUUGAUGAUUGUCAAAGCACAAAUUAUGAAAUUAUUAAAAAUGUAAUUCUUUCAUAAACAGGUGAAUUAAGUUCCAGUUAACAUCAGUAUAACAGAGCAGUUGGAAGAGAAUAUGAAAAAACUUGAAUUUCAUCAGUGGGGAAGGCUUUGAUGAAAUGAAAUUGCCAGUAGGAUAUAAAACUGGUUAGUAUCCUACAGGGAAAUAAAAUGAUAACCUAGAAGAUACAUUUCUCUACCAGAAAGCAAAAAUAAAGCAUCAUGUCUUAAUGGUUUAAUGCAAAUCAACUUUUAACUCUAGAGUCCUUAAUCUGGUCCCUACUAAAUUGUUGGACAGAUAAAGUUACAUUUCCUAAGAGAGUUAGGUGACACUUGAUGGGUAAGGAGGUAAUGUGAUAUUUAUAGGUCACAAUUUUUUAAAACCUAAAUUUCCAAGUCUGCGAUAAUUUUUUCUAAAUGGGAUCAAAAUGGCAUAUGUGUAAGAGAGUCAAAUGCAGUCCUUUACCAUAGUAACUGCCUAUGGACAUUCCCUUUCCCCUACAUGCCUGCCUACACUUAAACAGAUGUUUUUAGUGUCUAAUUUGUCAUUAGUUUCACCAUGUUUGCUCACUUUUUGUAAUAUUUUUGCAAUAUUUGAAAACUUUCAGUAAAUGUUUUGGCACUGUUGGUAUUUGAUGUUUUAUCUCUUCUUCAUGGGAAAUUCAUUGGGGAGAUUUUUGUUACAUUAGUCCACUGAUUUUUUUUCCUCUCCUUUACAUGCUGGGGAAAAUGUACUCAUUCUUAGAAUCUGAGUCUAGAAUAAAAUGAAACAACUGGACCUAUGUGUAAGGGAUAGGAAGGAUUAGAAAUGGUCUAAUUUUGCAAAUCCAGUUUAAAUUAAAGAAGGCUGUUUAUAAACAAAUAAUGCGGAUAAUUGUGAGAGAAACACAUUAUUAGCUUACUUUGGCUCCAUCAGAUCCAAAUAAACCCACACACCCAUUACAAGGUCAUUCAAUUACAAGUGCCAGGGAUUAUUUUGAACAUGAAGAUGAAAAGUCUGAGGGAUGAGUAGUGAUGGCGAGGGCACUGGGGAAUAAUAAAAUUUUAAUUUUACAUAAAUGUUAUCAAAUUAUUUGUAAAGAAAAACUUUUUUUCUAGAUUCGAGAUUUAAACUGAUAAUUUUGGGUUUUUAAAAUCUCAGCCCAAGUUUUGAGCUAUUACAGGCAAUUGCAAAUUGUGUUUCCCUGAUUUAGUUCUGCUAUCUUUGGCUCUCUCCUCUGCCUCCAAAUGUGUAUACCUAUGGAGGAAAGAAAGAGAGAGACAGAGGAAGAAAGUAAGACAGAUAAAGCAAGAGAGAGAAAAAAGUAAUGGAGUAAAGGAUAGAGGAAGGGAGAAAAGAGUUUCCAGUUAUAUGUUUUUUGAUAUAAUGUGACUCUGAGAAAUAAAUUUAAUCCCUCAAAGAAAAAUAUGGAUUAUAUUCAACCCUUGAAUAGUAAAAUUUCCUUCACAUCUUGUGUGAGAACAAGUAAAUCUUACCAGAAUGGGGGCCAGGAGCUCCGGCUUCCUGUCACAGUGAUGGUACUGAUUUGUUUGAGCUGCCACCUGACUUCUCCAGGCCUUGGUGUCUUCGUCCAUUGAUAGAGAAAUUGGGACAGGAUGGUCUUAAAGACCUUUUCUCAUUUGCACAAUUUGUGAGCUGUUCUUGCCAGUUUUGUCUGUUUGUAUUUGCAGUUGUCUUUGUUAGAGAGAGAGAGGUUGAUCGAUUGAUAGAUGGGGGGAGAGAGAGAGACAGAUAGAAGAAACUGAAUUGGAUGUUCUUUUGAGGGCAGGGCCUGGCUCUUCAGGCUCCUGUACUGGUUGGUAUUUCUCUAGAGUAGCCUCUGAUGCACUGGUGUCUCUGGUUUUUCUCUCAGCUCACCACAGAGGUGCUAAACCCUGUGGUGGCAUUUUACCUGGGUCAGUUGAAUGCUUAGUUUCUUGCUAAAGAUUCAUGAAGUCUUUACAUCCUUCUUUCCUCUGUCAUCAUUUUGAGCAUCAAAAAAGUAUACAGAUGUGAAAAUAAGAUACUCAUGUCCAGUUAAGAAGAGGAUCAUUUAAAAGUCCUCCCUGCCUUAAAUCUGGGCUUAGAGGAGAUUCUUUGAGCCUCUUUUCUCUUGGGAUCCACGUUUAAGCAACAGAGCUUAAACAAUUUUCUUUGCAGUUAUAGAGCACUUUGUAGUUUGUGGAAACUGUAUUGUGUUGGUGCAGAUUUAAAGUGUGCAGAUUUAGGGAAGAAGUGCAAACAACUGUAAAACUGUUCAGAAAUAUGUGUUUCAGAUGUUCUUUUAACUUUCAGUGCAAAUAAGAAAAAUCUCUUCCCUUCCUUUCUUUCCUUCAGCGUUUAGUGACGUUAGGCAGGUGUGGAAGGCAGACAAUGGAAAUAAAAAUAUCUCAAAUAAUUUCUGAACAGUCACUAGGAAAUCUAAUCAGAAAAGCUGUACUUCUGAUUUUUAUGGUAAGAAAUUGGAUUACUCUGUUAGUGUGUGCAUGAAAUGCCUCAAGAUUGAUAUGAUCUAAUUAUCUCAGUUAUAUGACUCAGAAUUAUUAUUUUAUAUUACAAAGAGUAGGCACAAAGUUAAGAGUGGAAGAAUCCAGGAAUAAUGAUGACUUACAGACUUUGUGAUGGGAUUUUGCAGGCCAUGGGUCAGAUAACCAUGUGGGGGUCAAAAUUUUUCCAAUUUUUACAUUAACAUCUGGUAUUAAAUGUCUGCAGUUUGCUCUACUGCGUCACAUCUCAUUCCUUGGUGAGGAAUCAUAAGCUUUUGCAAUUCUCUAACCUAAGCCUUCAGCUGAACUGCCUGGAAGCUGGAAAUAAAUGGCCCACGCAUUACCAAAUGCUUAUUGCAAAAGAUUUGGAGAGCCUUGCUGGGCUAAUCUGUAGUUUGGGGCUAGGACUUAACCCUAUCUGUCCUUGAAUUUCAAAACUUCCUGGCCGGUCUAUUCCUGUAACUGGUGCAGAAUGCAGAUCAGCUUGGAGCUGCGUACAUAACAUCCAAAUUUCAAGAAAUGAUAAUGAUUAGUUAGCCAGAAAUCUCUGGCUAUCUCAAUUCAGAUUCCCAUAAGGCUUAUAAGGGGCAAGUUCAAAUUUUUAAUAAACUGCAGCCCUCGACUUACACAGAAAAUUCUUACUGGAGCAGGAUGUGUGGAGAGAUGGGAAAUAAAGUAAUGAUCAAAAAGAAAUCUAGUUGUUUCACCCCUUGUCAUAAAUGUUUCUAUACUCUUUGCCUUCUUCUAGGUAAAUGUGAGUAAUGAUUAGAAGGCCUUUUUAACAGUUGAUAGUAUUCCUUCUCAUUCCCUUCCUGUCUCUGCUCACUUCAUUGUACUGUAGAGGUAUAUAAGUAUGAGAUAAUGCACAAAGAUUGGACAGAAAUUAUACUGACCCCAAAACAUCCUCAGAAAAGGUUUUGAAUAAAAUUCCUGUUACUGAAUUUCUUGAGAUGAUUUCACUUUCAUUAAAUGAACAUUGAAACAGAAUAAAUUAAGUUGGGAUUAUGAUUAGUGACUGGGGGGAGAUAUUAAGCUUAUUUAACAAUCUGUUUGACAGGGACAUUAAGAAUGAACAUGGGCCAUCAAUGACCAUUCCUAAUGGCAGCUGGCUCUCUGACCUGUUUAGACCACAAGAUAAGUCACAUUUGAAACUGUACCUAUUUUUCUUUACAAGGUACCUAUUUGGUCUAAACUAGAUAAAAACAAUAAGAUUUUUUUUUAACCCAAAUAACCCACAAAAUAUUAUAGGGCAAGUCAAAAUAUUUUCCUGGUAUUAUUUUGCUGUGGUAACUAAUAGUUUUCUGAAGCUACAAGAUGAUGUGUUUUGAACAACAGGAAUAAUUUCUAACUGCAUAAUAUUAUUGACAAAAUAUCUUUAGGUAUUGUCAAUAGUUUUUUUGUCACAAUGAAGACUGACAUUUUUUAUUCAAAUAUUUUUAAAAAUAUAUAUUUUACAAAUUAAAUAGUUGUGGUUCAUAAGUUUGGCUUAAAUUUUUAGGAGUAGACAAGAUUGCUAUAAUUAUCUUUUUGAUUGAUAGACAGGACUUUGCUUUAUGGUUCCAUUUCUUCCUCAACAUUCUCAUGUAUGGCUCACACAUAGCUUACAUCUGUUAGACAUCUCAGAUGAAAUGGGCUAACAAAUUUAGUUCUACUGGAUGAAAUUUAAAAUUAAUAAGUAAAUCAAUCACUUAAUAGAACACUGAGUGUGGAGAGGCCACAGUACAAGAUAAAUAAGAAACAGUUUCUUUGACUUGUCUUCGGAGAGGUCCUAAUCCAGUAACUUUCAAUGAUGGAUUAUGCAUACCAUGGUUCAUGGAAUCUAAAAUGCCACUUUGUAAAUGAUGCACCAUUAAUUUAUGUACCACUUGAAAACCAGAAGAAUAUUGCCGCUUAGAUUUGCAAAGAUGCCAUUGGAUGUAAGAUUUAUUUCUAAUUUCAGAGAUAUUAAAUUAUGAAAUCUGGUAAAUAUUGGAUUGCAGGAAGUUGAAAACUGAUGAAAAAAUAAAGAUAGUUCAUGGCAACUACUUUUUAAAGAUGCUUGAAGGGAAUAAUAGUUUUAAUAGUUACUAGGGGAUGAGGAAUUUUUUUUUUUUUUUUU
Molecule: messenger RNA, 9731 nt
Organism: Cebus imitator (Panamanian white-faced capuchin)
Lineage: Eukaryota; Metazoa; Chordata; Mammalia; Primates; Cebidae
Gene: ATP8B4
Product: ATPase phospholipid transporting 8B4 (putative)
Exons: 29
Coding region: 310-3888 (1192 amino acids)
Biological process (GO): Golgi organization; phospholipid translocation
Cellular component (GO): plasma membrane
Molecular function (GO): ATP hydrolysis activity; ATP binding; ATPase-coupled intramembrane lipid carrier activity
Source: RefSeq, a predicted model, not a curated record